UAAGUUGGUGUAGUCGGAUGCACUGCCACCUCACACCUCUAGGGUCCCCGAAUCAAUUCAAGAGCUCAGGCUUUGUGUGUGAAUUUAGUGCAUGGCCUUUUUGUGUAUGUAUGCAGUUCUCCGGUUUUCUUCCACCUCCCAAAAAAUAUCCCAGCAAGUUUAUUGGCUACACUAAAUUCCCAAUAGGUUUAAAUGAGGGGGUAAAUGUGUGUGUGUAUUCAAAUCUCACACCCAGUGCUUCUUGGAUAAGCUCGGUAUACAUGUCUACCCUGACCAGAAUGAAGCAAUCACUGGAGGUUGUUUAUGAGAUAGACUCCCUGACUUCAGACCUUCAGCUGGAGGAGAUGGCAAACAGCUCAAAGACUGACACGAUGAACAGCAGUUCGAGCAGUACCACUACCACUACCACUGCCUCCAGCAUUGAGAGAAUCAAAAUUUACCCUGAAGACACCUUCCUCAGACCUCCAUCCAUGGCCUCUGGCAUGCUCACAGUACUGAAGAGGACCCAUCCACCUCUCCCACCCCCUCGCCUGACGCCAGCCCAAGUCGAGGACCGUAGCAGGAGCCUGUCCUCAGGGAACCAAGCCAAAGAGAACAGAACACUCAUGCGCAAUGGCGUCUUCUCUACAAAGCCUAUUAACAUACCAGGCAGAGAUGCAGUACACAUGCCUAAAAGCUCAACAGAGAAAGGACUGUCUCUCGUACCCCUUCUGCGGCACAAAAAAAGUCGAUGUCCGCAGGUGACACGGGAGCGGGUGCGAUUCAGUGAAAAGGUUCAGUACCAUGGCUACUGCCCGGACUGUGACCUACAGUAUGACAUUGACAACACAGAUAUGCACUUACACAGCGAGCUUUUUGACAUGAAACUAAGCCCCAUUCAUCGGUGCUCCUCCAUGGCCCCAGCCCAUGUUCUGAUGGAAAACGGUGGGCUGACCCUCAGUCACAGCUUUCCUCCUUCAACUCAACCUUGUGUGCCUCAUCAUGCUACUCCAAAACCACAGAAAACCAUACUACGAAAAUCUACCACAACAACUGUUUGAUAUAUAGAUCCCCCUAAGAUGAGACAUUAAUUAAUCUUUUAAAUAUUUUAUAUAAUGAAUAAGCACUUUGUACUGCAAUAUCAUAUGGAUUACAUGAAGAUUAAAAUGGCUACGGUGAUGGCUUUUUUCAUUGGGAGUCCAAAGAAAGUAAGUGAUUGGUCCUUUAAUGGCUGAAGAAAUACCAUACUCCCUGCCUGAAUUACAUCAGAAGUCUCGAAGGCUUUCAGAUCACUACCAAAGGCCGCAUCACGGACAAAGAAAAAAGUACGACAAGCAAGGAUACUCACCCGAGCCAUCUACAAUCAGAUAAAUCAUAAUGGCCAAAGGGUAUAACGUUUGUUUCAGAAACAAAUCCGUGAUUUCAAUAGAUAGAUUUGUAAACAGAGAGAAUUGCAAAAAAAAACUUUAAAGAGAAUGAGGGAGUCACUACAAACCUUUUCUUUUCCAUUCCAACAUUGUUUUAUUUCUGUAGCAGAGAUCCAACAGUGACCUGAAAAUUCAUUGUAGCUUAAAUAGCUAUAAUAGAGAAAAGUGCUGUAUUGUUGCUGCUAAAAUCGUGAGAACAUUUCAUAGGGUCUACUUUAAAUUAAUGGCUUUAUAUUACAUCUUAUCUUAUAAUUAGUAUCAUUUUUCAGUAAUAAUUGCAAUGCCCUUUCAAAUAUUGCCUUUGAAUGAUAAGGGUAACCUCUGGAAGGUAUAGAGAAAUGUGCAUUUAAGUGUUGAAACACAGUAUAUGUUUUAUAAAAAAAAAACAUAUAUAUAUACAAAAGAACA
Molecule: messenger RNA, 1814 nt
Organism: Silurus meridionalis
Lineage: Eukaryota; Metazoa; Chordata; Actinopteri; Siluriformes; Siluridae
Gene: prr16
Product: proline rich 16
Exons: 3
Coding region: 18-1040 (340 amino acids)
Biological process (GO): positive regulation of translation; positive regulation of cell size
Source: RefSeq, a predicted model, not a curated record